This is a messenger RNA of Cottoperca gobio, 3325 nucleotides long. It is a transcript of the gene stim1b, whose product is annotated as stromal interaction molecule 1b. Gene Ontology annotation, molecular function: protein binding; calcium ion binding; calcium channel regulator activity. Gene Ontology annotation, biological process: store-operated calcium entry; intracellular calcium ion homeostasis; activation of store-operated calcium channel activity. The transcript has 14 exons. Gene Ontology annotation, cellular component: plasma membrane; endoplasmic reticulum. NCBI's taxonomy places the organism in Eukaryota, Metazoa, Chordata, Actinopteri, Perciformes, Bovichtidae. Bases 183 to 2237 code for a protein of 684 amino acids. The record is from RefSeq and is a predicted model, not a curated record.
UUCUCAGCCGUUAGUUGAGUUUCGGAAACAUCGAGAGCUCGUGUGUUUCUCUGCUUCGGGACCAGUUCGGAUGGGUCGUCGUUAGAGGAGCCGCUCAGGUGAAGAGGAGCCGCAGGUGAGAGCUGCUGGCUGUAAACUGUGGAAACAAACCGCGGGAGUGGAAGCAGUGUUCCUGUGAAGACAUGGAGAGUGUGUGUGUGUGGCUGGUAUGUGUGUGUGUGCUGAGUGUGUGUGCUCACAGCUCGUUGCACAGAAGUGACCCCGCCCACCUGGGUCGCCACCAUCAUCACCUGGUUUCCAACAGCAACGGUGCCUCAGAUCUGUGUGCGAUAGACCCGCAGCUCUGUCAGGACGAGGCCUCGCGGCUCAGUUUCGAGGCGAUCUGCAGCGUCCACAAACUGAUGGACGACGACGCCGACGGCUCGGUGGACGCGACGGAGACGGACGAGUUUCUGAGGGAGGAUCUGAAGUUUCACGACUCUAAAGCCAAACGCAGCAGCUUCCACCGAGCGGACCUGCACAUCAGUGUGGAGGACAUGUGGCGCGCCUGGAAGAGCUCCGAGGUGUAUAACUGGACGCUGCAGCAGGUGGAGGACUGGCUGCUCAGCGUGGAGCUUCCUCAGUACGCAGAGACCUUCAGGAAGCAGCGGCUGGAUGGAAAGUUCUUGCCCAGGCUGGCGGUGAAGAACACAACGCUGACGCUGUCCGUGCUGAAGAUCUCAGACCGGAGUCACGCUCAGAAACUGCAGCUCAAAGCUCUGGACAUCGUGCUGUUUGGACCGCCGCCAGCAGGUCGACACAGCCAGUGGAAGGAUCUGGUUCUGGGCGUGUCCGUCCUGAUGGCGCUGUGCGGCUGCUGGUUCGCCUUCGUGCAAACCAGGAAGUCCAGAGACGACAUGGGGCGUCUGGUGAAGGACCUGGAGGGUCUGCAGAGGGCCGAGCAGAGUCUGACGGACCUGCAGGAGAAGCUGCAGCAGGCUCAGGAGGAGCAGCGCUGCGUCCAGGUGGAGAAGGUGAAGGUGGAGGAGGAGCUGAAGAGCGAGAUCGAUUCGGCCAAACAGGAAGCUCAGCGGCUGCGAGAGCUGCGGGAGGGAACGGAGAACGAGAGGAGCCGGCAGAAGUACGCAGAGGAGGAGCUGGAGCAGGUACGCACAGCGCUGAAGAAGGCGGAGAGGGAGCUGGAGUCGCGGGUUCACUGGGCGCCGCCUGAGUCUCUGCAGAAGUGGCUGCAGCUGACGCACGAGGUUGAGGUUCAAUAUUACAACAUCAAGAGACAGAGUGCAGAGAGACAGCUGCUGCAGGCCAGAGAGGGGGCGGAGAAGAUCAAGAAGAAGAGGAGCUCUUUGUUCGGGACGUUUCACGUGGCGCACAGCUCCUCGCUGGACGACGUCGACCACAAGAUCCUCUCUGCCAAACAGGCCCUGGCCGAGGUGACGGCCGCCCUGCGGGAGAAGCUGCACCGCUGGCAGCACAUCGAGGGUCUGACGGGUUUCUGUCUGGUCACUAACCCGGGGCUGGGGGCGCUGGCCGUCGCCCUCAACCUGGACCCGUCCUUCCUCGGCCUGCGACCUCCGACUCCUCAGCACCUCAUCCUCUCCGAUGACCUGGACGACAUGGACGAAGACAUUCUGUCCCCGGGGACGCUGCAGUACGCAGCGUGGCAGAUGGACCGGCGAGUGAGCGACCUCUGGCCAAUGAGUGGCAUCGCAGACACCCAGUCACCAUGGAAACACUCCGCUCAGAGUCUGAUGCCCCUGCGACAGAGGAUAGGAGACCCCACUCUGGCGUUCAGCUCUCAGAGGGACAUCAUGAACUGCUCAGACUCUGACUCCGCCCUCCCCGUCUCUCACAGCGAAUCACGCGGCUUAUACGGCUCAAAGCCCUUCCUCCUGUCCUCCAGGCUCCAGCCCCAGCAGGGUCAGGGCUCCGGGGACGGAGCAGGUGGAGGCGGCCUGGAGAAGAGCUCCAGCCUGGGGGAGCUGAGGGGCAGCCCUGCCACCACCGUCCUCGCCUCCUCCUGCUCCGCCCGCUCCCUCUGCAUCACGUCCGACGCCCCGGCCGUCUUCUCGUCCUCCGCCUCGUCCAGCUCGUCGGGCAGCGCCCGGGGGACGGGCCUCCAGCUGACGUCCAGGACGAGCCCCGUGGGAGAGGACGGAGGCGACGAGAGCGAGGCAUCCGUCAGUCGGAGGAGAAUUGCUUUUAAUAAGAUCUUUAAGAAGAAGCAGGGACGCCACUGAUCGCCUGCUCUCAUCAUGACGACAGAACCAAACUGUCACAGGGAACAUCGGCUUUAAAGCUUCACAUUCAACUUUUCUGGCAAAUUGUUACAUUUUUUCUUUCUGUUAAACUGAGAGGAAGAAAGUACGACACAGGACACAACGGCCAGGGGACAUGGAGAUGGACCACGCAACCAAAAGACGGUCUUCUAGCUGGAUGUAGAUUUCGAGAAGGGAUAAAGCAAUACAAAAUAAUAACCUGUUUGAUUGUGCAUCUUUAAAUUCCACCGUUUUCAUGCCAAAGAUUCUCAGUGACUGUUUACAUGCACACUAAUAUUCCACUGUUCUGAUAUCACAAUCAUUGGGCUUCUGAUGAGGCGGUUCAUGCAGUUUGACCUGAUGGACUGCAGUAGAUAUCAGCUGCCGUUAAAAUAACAACCGCCGAUGUACUCAGCCAAUCGACAGAUGUUUAUUUGGGCCCAUUUUUGUCGUUCAUGGUCUCCCCCGAAGAGAAAAGGCUUCUUUGUUGGAACAGUGGAAGCUAACGCAUCUAAACUUCAGUCUUCUAGCAACAGCUUUAUGAGACUGAGUAACAUAAAGACGUGGGGCCUCGAGUCGAGUUGAGGACGUGAGACUUGCUUGACUAACGUUAUUAAAUGACUCGAAAGAACUUCACGUUUUAAUAAAUAUUGCCAUUUUUCUAGAUAUUGUAAUGUUACGUUUAGUUUUUGAAACUUGAUCGGAGGAUUUUUGGUGCAACGCGCACACGUCUGGCAGCCUUCUAACAGAGCAGCGGUCACGCUAAUAAUUGAAAUGUGUGUUUUAAUGCUAAUAAGGACUUCAGAUGACCACAAUACAUUAGUCUGGAGCCAGCAAAACAAACGCGCGUAUCUGCCGAUAUGUUUACGACUUACUGCACAUUUGUUAGUGAAUAUUAAUGAGACACACACACACACACACACACACGAUGUGAGUUCAAACAAAUGUAACUUUAUUUACUCUGAACAAAUAUUAAUGUCACAUUAACGACGAUAAACAUCGUCUCUUCUCACGCAUCAGAAAGAACUUUGGUUGUGUUUUUAAUUCAUAAAUAAACAAACUUUUGAAGA